AAAUUGUCGAUGGCAACGCCAAGAUGACCUUGGGUAUGAUCUGGACUAUCAUUCUUCGGUUUGCCAUCCAGGAUAUUUCAGUGGAAGAGACUUCAGCUAAAGAAGGACUCUUACUGUGGUGCCAAAGGAAGACUGCUCCUUACAAGAACGUCAACGUGCAAAAUUUCCACAUCAGUUGGAAAGACGGUCUUGCUUUUAACGCCUUGAUCCACAGACACCGACCAGAACUCAUUGAAUAUGACAAGCUCAGAAAGGACGAUCCAGUCACGAAUCUGAACAACGCUUUUGAGGUCGCGGAGAAAUACCUUGAUAUUCCCAAGAUGUUAGAUGCAGAAGACAUCGUCAACACGGCCCGUCCUGAUGAGAAGGCUAUUAUGACCUAUGUCUCCAGCUUCUACCAUGCCUUCUCUGGGGCGCAGAAGGCCGAGACCGCUGCAAACAGGAUUUGCAAAGUGUUGGCCGUCAACCAAGAGAAUGAGCACCUGAUGGAAGAUUACGAGAAGCUGGCUUCUGACCUGCUGGAGUGGAUUCAGCGGACCAUCCCUUGGCUGGAGAACCGGGUUCCCCAGAAGACCAUGCAAGAGAUGCAGCAGAAGCUGGAGGACUUCCGGGACUACAGGCGCGUCCACAAACCCCCCAAGGUGCAGGAGAAGUGCCAGUUGGAGAUCAACUUCAAUACCUUACAGACCAAAUUGCGACUUAGCAACCGGCCAGCCUUCAUGCCCUCCGAAGGAAGAAUGGUAUCGGAUAUCAACAACGGCUGGCAGCGCUUGGAACAGGCCGAGAAAGGUUUCGAAGAGUGGCAGCUGAAUGAAAUCCGGAGGCUGGAACGACUGGAUCAUUUGGCUCUGAAGUUCAGGCAGAAGGCGUCCAUCCACGAAGCCUGGACCGAAGGUGAGGACCCAAUGACCCCGGGGGUCCUCGAGUCUCCUUCUAGUGCGGCGUCCUUUUACCGACCUGCGACAGGGAUCCUCCGCAGAAAGAGCCACAUGCGGCUCCAGAGCCUUGGGUUGCCGACCCCUGGGGUAGACCUGAAGUGUGGCUGUGGAGAGGCGAUUAGGGUCCCACAAGAGAACUGUUUCCUGGUUACGUGCCCCGCCUAUCAACGUCCUCCCUUUUCUCUGCCCCACAGCGAGCUGGAUUAUUACGACUCCCCCAGUGUCAACGCCCGGUGCCAAAAGAUCUGUGACCAGUGGGACUCCCUGGGGUCCUUGACCCACACGCGGAGGGAAGCGCUGGAGAAAACAGAGAAGCAGUUGGAGACCAUCGACCAGCUGCAUCUGGAAUACGCCAAGCGAGCUGCGCCCUUCAAUAACUGGAUGGAAAGUGCAAUGGAGGACCUCCAGGACAUGUUCAUUGUCCAUACCAUAGAGGAGAUAGAGGGCUUGAUUGCUGCCCACGAUCAGUUCAAAUCCACAUUGCCUGAUGCUGACAGAGAAAGAGAAGCCAUCCUGGGCAUCCAAAGCGAAGCGCAGAAGAUCGCAGACUACAACAACAUAAAACUCUCUGGGAACAAUCCUUACACUUCGGUCACACCUCAGAUCAUCAACUCCAAGUGGGAAAGGGUCCAGCAACUGGUACCCAAGCGGGACAGCGCCCUUCAGGAUGAGCAGAGCAAGCAGCAGUCCAAUGAACGCUUGCGCCGACAGUUCGCCAGCCAAGCCAACAUCGUGGGGCCUUGGAUCCAGACCAAGAUGGAGGAGAUUGGGCGCAUCUCCAUUGAGAUGAACGGCACCCUGGAGGACCAACUCAACCACCUCAAGCAAUACGAGCUGAACAUUGUCGAAUACAAACCCAACAUCGACGUCUUGGAACAGCAGCACCAACUUAUCCAGGAGGCCCUGAUCUUCGACAACAAGCACACCAACUACACCAUGGAGCACAUCCGGGUUGGAUGGGAACAGCUCCUCACCACCAUUGCCCGGACCAUCAACGAGGUGGAGAAUCAAAUCCUGACCCGGGACGCCAAAGGAAUCAGCCAGGAGCAGAUGCAAGAAUUCCGGGCCUCCUUCAAUCAUUUUGACAAGGACCACGGCGGCUCCCUGGGACCCGAAGAGUUCAAGGCCUGUCUCAUCAGCUUGGGAUACGAUGUGGAGAAUGACCGACAGGGCGACGCAGAGUUCAACCGGAUCAUGAGUGUUGUGGACCCCAACAACAGCGGUGUGGUGACUUUCCAAGCCUUCAUCGAUUUCAUGUCCCGGGAAACAACCGACACAGACACAGCCGAUCAGGUCAUUGCUUCCUUCAAAGUUCUGGCUGGAGACAAGAACUACAUCACGGCGGAGGAGCUGCGGCGAGAACUCCCUCCAGACCAGGCAGAAUACUGUAUUGCCCGGAUGGCACCUUACCAGGGUCCUGAUACCAUUCCUGGGGCUCUCGACUACAAAUCCUUCUCCACGGCGCUGUACGGCGAGAGUGACCUGUGAGGGUGUGGUGGCGGCAGCAGCGGCGGUGGCGGCAAAGCGCUGGCACUUCUUAGGAAGGGAGGAGGGGAGGCCCAUUCCGUUUCCUUCCACACCGUAUCUUCGGUUUCUCUCUCUCUUUCUCUCUCUGCCUCCUCUUCUCACUCGCACACCCCCACAGCCACCAGGGACUACUCUUCCUCUCCCCCCAUGCUAUUUCUUCUCUCUGAAGACAAGUAGCUGCCUCCUCUCGUGUUUUCUUUUUCUAUUUUUUUUUUAAAAAUUGUGACUUCUACGAGCACGGUUACCUAUGCAACAGCCAUGGUUCUUUUUUCUUUUUUUUUUCCCCCUCCCCACUUUGGCAAGACACCCCCUUGUUUCCAGCCACUUCAGAGGGACUCAGCAGCCCCCCUUGAUAAUUGCGUCGCUGUGACGGGCGGGAAGAAUCAUGGGUGCCAGAGUGCCAAGUCCAGCAAAUGAGCGUCCAGAUACAGUUUGGGGAGGGGGCUUGUUCAACUUAUAUCCUUUGGUAUGGGG
Messenger RNA from Notechis scutatus (mainland tiger snake), 2939 nucleotides. The record is from RefSeq and is a predicted model, not a curated record. NCBI's taxonomy places the organism in Eukaryota, Metazoa, Chordata, Lepidosauria, Squamata, Elapidae.